AAAAAAACAUGAGAGAGGAAAAUGAGGGACUAAAUCCUAGAGAAUCUCUCAAAACCCCCGCAGUCACGAACCUCAGGUCCUCUGUGUCUACUUUAAAAGUUGUUUUGUUCCCUCUUCUCCUUGUUUAGGUUUCUCCUUCUCCUUCUCCUUCUCUCUGUCUGUCUUUUUCUAUGGAAUCCCUUGCAAACUCUGUUUUCGUUCCCAACUUCACUGAGCAAUACCCAAUUCUCAACAACCCAACUUCUUGCUUCAGAACAUCAAAUAAGCGAAUUGGGUCACUCAAAAUCGGUGAAAACUCUACUUCUCUUAGACUUCGCGCUCAAGCCGUCUCAAGCGAGCCUUCUGGGUCCGGUGAAACUGAAGAUGGGAAGCCUUUGAAUAAUGGGUUUGGACUAGUUUCCGAUGACACCGUCUCUUUGUCUCACGGUGAUUUAAGUCAAUGUGAAAGUAGUGAGAAUCCACUUGAUGUGGCACCAAAAAUUAACCUCCCUAUUACAUCCCAUUGUGGAAGUGGAGCAAGUGGAACAAGAGCUGGAUUGUUUCGAACUCCAAUUUCUGGGGGUGUUCAAAGUGCUACUUCAGCUCAUGGCUUACCUCAUCCAGCCUUAGCCGUUCGUAAUCUUAUGGAGCAGGCCAGAUUUGCUCAUUUAUGCACUGUAAUGUCUCGAAUGCAUCAUCGACGUGAAGGCUAUCCAUUUGGUUCUCUGGUAGAUUUUGCACCUGAUUCAUCGGGGCAUCCUAUAUUUUCAUUUUCGCCAUUGGCCAUCCACACGCGGAAUUUGUUAGCCGAUCCAAGGUGCACACUAGUCGUGCAGAUUCCUGGAUGGAGUGGAUUGUCAAAUGCAAGGGUCACAAUCUUUGGUGAUGUCUAUCCACUUCCAGAGCACCAACAGGAGUGGGCUCAUAAGCAAUACAUUGCAAAGCAUCAGCAGGGGCCAUCUCAACAGUGGGGGAAUUUUUACUACUUUAGGAUGCAGAACAUAAGUGACAUAUAUUUCAUUGGUGGAUUUGGCACUGUCGCCUGGGUCGAUGUUAAGGAAUACGAGGCCAUUCAGCCUGAUAAGAUUGCCGUUGAUGGAGGAGAGCAGAACCUAAAGGAACUCAAUGCAAUCUUUUCAAAGCCUUUAAAGGAGUUGUUGUCCACUGAAACCGAGGUGGAUGAUGCAGCACUCAUAUCUAUCGACAGCAAGGGAGUCGAUAUUCGGGUCCGUCAAGGUGCACAGUUCAACAUACAGAGGAUUUCAUUUGAUGAUGGACAUGCUGUUGAAACAUUAGAAGAAGCCAAGGAUGCCCUUUGGAUGCUAAUAAACAAGGGUCGAGUUUAUAAUUUGCAGAAAUAAAGGCUAGAGUGGUAAUAAUGCAACCCUUUUCUUCUAGAAUCAAGAAACUAUGGAAGACCCUUGAGUUGUAAAAAGUUCCCAUCUUUUCAAAUUUGAGAACUCAAACGACGGCAAUGUAACUCGUUCAGCCCAUAAAAAUUCCGGUAGGAGUAAUGUGCACCACUGUGGUCCCGGAUGCAAAGAAAGUUGGCUUGGAGUUUCUAAGUUUGAAAUUUUCCAUUAGGUCAAAGCUUUGUUUUGCUUGUAGCAAAUUUUGUGGGAAAAUAAAGACUCAAUGUGGAAGGUUUUCCAGAUUUUUUUAGUUUCUUUAUUGAAAUGCCUAGUUUAUUUGUCCAACAAAGAUGUCAAUGUUUCACAAUGUAGCUUUGCAGAACUACCUUGUUCUGCUGUUGUUGUGGCUACCCUUUCUUGAGAUCUCACCACCCUUGUUUGGAUCGCUCCCCUCCCAUUAUGUAUGACUUCUCAAGUAGCAGAAAGAGAGAACCUUGGUCUUCUGUA
Molecule: messenger RNA, 1838 nt
Organism: Morus notabilis
Lineage: Eukaryota; Viridiplantae; Streptophyta; Magnoliopsida; Rosales; Moraceae
Exons: 9
Coding region: 171-1340 (389 amino acids)
Source: RefSeq, a predicted model, not a curated record